This is a messenger RNA of Haliotis rufescens (red abalone), 7801 nucleotides long. Its product is annotated as DDB1- and CUL4-associated factor 7. Bases 88 to 1143 code for a protein of 351 amino acids. Gene Ontology annotation, cellular component: nucleus. The record is from RefSeq and is a predicted model, not a curated record. NCBI's taxonomy places the organism in Eukaryota, Metazoa, Mollusca, Gastropoda, Lepetellida, Haliotidae. The transcript has 9 exons. Gene Ontology annotation, molecular function: protein binding.
ACUGGCUCGUUUAUGGGUUCGCCAUAUUGUUUUUGUUAGAUGCGGGAAAUUUAUUGACAGUGUCUUGGGUUGGGUAUACAGUAGAAAAUGAAUAAACUGGUGAGCAUUCCGUCGGCACCAGGGGCGCCCAAACGAAAGGAGAUCUACAAAUAUGAGGCACCAUGGACAGUCUACAGCAUGAACUGGAGUAUUCGACCAGACAAGAGAUUCAGACUUGCCCUGGGCAGUUUUGUUGAAGAAUACAACAAUAAGGUCCAGAUUGUAUCUCUUGAUGAAGAAACUUCUGACUUCUCAUCCAAAAGCACAUUUGACCACCCAUAUCCGACGACCAAACUGAUGUGGAUUCCCGACACAAAAGGAGUUUUCCCGGACCUACUGGCUACCAGUGGCGACUAUCUGCGUGUGUGGAGAGUUGGUGACACAGAGACGAGGCUGGAGUGUCUGCUCAAUAAUAAUAAAAAUUCUGAUUUUUGUGCUCCCUUGACCUCCUUCGACUGGAAUGAAGUUGAUCCCAAUCUUCUGGGGACCUCAAGUAUUGAUACAACCUGCACAAUCUGGGGUCUCGAGACUGGCCAGGUGCUCGGCAGGGUCAACAUGGUGUCCGGGCAUGUCAAGACACAGCUGAUAGCCCACGACAAGGAGGUGUACGACAUCGCCUUCAGCCGGGCCGGAGGCGGCAGGGACAUGUUUGCCAGUGUUGGUGCUGAUGGCUCCGUGCGUAUGUUCGACCUCCGCCACCUCGAACACUCCACUAUCAUCUACGAAGACCCUCAGCAUGUGCCCCUGCUGCGCCUCGCCUGGAACAAGCAGGACCCCAACUAUCUCGCUACCAUGGCCAUGGAUGCUUUCGAGGUGAUCAUCCUGGACGUGCGCGUCCCCUGCACCCCGGUCGCCCGACUCAACAACCACCGUGCAUGUGUCAAUGGUAUUGCCUGGGCGCCACAUUCCUCCUGUCACAUCUGUACUGCUGCUGAUGAUCACCAAGCCCUAAUAUGGGACAUUCAGCAGAUGCCGCGCGCCAUCGAGGACCCAAUCCUAGCGUACACAUCAUCAGGGGAGAUAAACCAGAUUCAGUGGUCCUCAACACAGCCUGACUGGAUCGCUAUUUGUUACAAUAACUGUUUGGAGAUUCUCCGCGUUUGAUAAUUAACAGGGCACUUUGAAGAGACUCAAGACCAUUGCAAGGCCAGUCAAUACCGAAAUAACCAAAUCAAACCAGUCAAACAUCUACCAACCAUUUCUUCAAUCAGCCUGUUCCGAUUAAAUUGAAGGUUCGUGCAACAGAACAAAUUGUUAAAAAUAUUUCAAUAGGUUCCAUUAUUUGUAGAGAUAUUAAUCCUAUCGUGUUCUAAACCUUUAUGGGUUGUGAAUGAAAUUUGUGAAGCUUUGAGAAAACUUUUCUAGGUGAUUUCUAGUGUUAGUUACAUAAUAAAGGGGAAUGUCUGGGAAAACAGAAGAAAGCCUGCCACCGUAGAACUUUUGUGAGAAUCAUUUGCCGUAGUUGACACAUUUAGCGCUCUGCUCUUAUAAGCUCAAUGUGAACUGUCAUGCAGCAAGACCAUAGCAUGUUUCUUCUAACCCAUUACUUCAUGCACAGGGCGCUAAUUAGGUUGAAUACAGUUCUUAUGCAUCGUGAAUGCCUUACAGGGUUUGUGUGCUACGGUUCUCUCCCCCCUGUGAAUACGUACAUUGGAUAACAGUGUUAACCAACAAACCUUUUUGUUUGAAGCAAAUCCAAGUGAUAUGCAAAUGGAAUCUGAUUAGGAGGGAAAUAGAAGGGCAUAACUCGGGAUAGCCGAUGAUGGCGCUACGAUCGAGCCAUGAAAUUCCAGCCUAGUUCGGCAAGGGUGGAAACUAGGCUUUUACAGUCAGUUACCUCCCUUGCCUCAUGGAGAUGGCGAGUUGGGGACAUUAAUCCUCUGAACACUGGGGGACGGUCGGUCAGCCUGACAGUUAAAGCGUUCGAAGACCCGGGUUCAAUUCCCAACAUGGGUACAAUGUGUGAAGCCCAUUUCCUGUGUCCCCCGCUGUGAUAUUGCUGGAAUAUUGCUAAAAGCGGCGUAAAACCAUACUCACUCACUCACUCUGAACACUGAUCUCAGAUCACACAAACAGACAUAUCUCUUGCUUGACAGUGUGGCUGCCUGUUCCCCACACUGUUGGAAUGUCAAGCAAUGGUGGAGUGGGUUGAAACUAAUUGCUGCUCAUCGUAGUAGGGCUCAUCUGACGUCCAUGUGUUGUAAAUGUCCCCAUUGCUUUUUAAACGUAUUCACGGGGGAUGGAGGGACGUAGUGUACACAAACCCAUGAAGUAUUGACGAUGGAUUUGUUGUGAAAAGGGCACCUGCUUUACUGUGACCUGCCUGGGAAUUGAUUCUUGGCCAGACCACCAAGUACAGCCGAUGUCACCUCUUCUCUGCUGUUGUCCAUAGUCCCAUCUAGUUAUGUUGAAUUAUAAUUUUCAUCGUCAUGUAUUUUAUACAUUUACUAGACUUCAUGUCCUCACUUUGCCAUUAAAUUCUCAUUUGAUUAUAAGUACCAUUAACCCUUAGUGAUCCUGCAUUAGAUUCCACGUCAGACAAAUUCCUUCAUAAUUACUUAGUGACUGGCCUUAAGUUCAUAAUGUUUCAUUCAGACAUCUAUCUUUUGAAAGUGCCUGUUAUCCAUCAAGCUUAUUAUGUGUGUUAAAGUCAUACUGACCUGAGAACGCAAUGGGCAACAUGUCACUGUCAACUUGGCAUUAGAGGUCAAAGGAGACUAUAUAACCUUGACAUUCAGAGAAUUCUGACCUUGACCUUGUUAGCAUGAUAAGCUGCUUCAAAAUGUUGUGUCAGGGAACAAGUUCAGCAUGUCGACCCAAGACCAGACUGAAGUGUUGAAAUGACAUCCAUUUAAAUUAUUUAUUGCAUGUCAAAACGAUCAUCCCUCCAGAGGCAUGUUAUCACGUCAAAGCCCCAAUGGAGGACAUUCUAGAAGAAAUGAUCUUGAGACAAACUGUUGAGAAGAUUUCAUGCUGCAUUUUCCAUCGCUUUGGAUUAAAACCAUCCUCAUGCUUGUGUAUUUGCAAACUGUUUGUCUUCAAGUCAGACAUGCCAUUGUUCAUAUGAAGAAUUUUGAAAACUGAAGCUACCAUCAAUUUGCCUCUUUGUUCAAAUAAUUUUGCUGUUACUUUGUUUAGAAAUAAAAAACAUCAAUGUAUAAUUUUUAACAGGGCUAUAAAUAUAUGUCCAUGCUAUACACCUUUAAAAACAUUGUUUAACUGUUCAUUUCAGGAAUGACUCCAUGUUGUUUGGAGGAGCUAAGACUGAAUGUAUUAGAUGUUAGAUUUUUACCCAUCAUGUACUUGUGGUAUUCAUAUACGAAUCAGACUUGGAGUCCAAUUCUAUGUACAGUUGAUUUUAAUCAUGUCACAUUUUGUAUUUAAUUCAUCUAUGAUCUACUAUUUUUAUGCCAUGUGACUAUUUGUAGAAGAGACGUCAUGUUCUGUGUGUACAGUGUUGUGAUAUCACCGCACAUUAUUGCUUCUUGUUGGUGCAAGCAAUGGCUCCACCUAUUGACCACCUCAAGUCUCAUUGACUUAACCAUCCAAUGAGGCUCAGAACUGGCUAAGAUUAAUCAUGCAUUACUGUUUAUAUUACAUGGUUUACAGAUCCACAGAAAAUGUAUGUUAAAAUUAAACUUAAAAUUAUUUUUACUUUUGAGUCAACAAAUUUCAGGAAAAAAUGGACUUUUUCUUCUUAUUCAGAGAAAGACGAAAGGCAGAAUGUUCCUUGAAGUAGUAGUAUUUUCUCACCCUAUAUAUUUCAAAUAAAAGAGAUUUUUUUUGCAUUUUUUAUUCAUUUCAACCACCUAAAAUAUGGUUUUGAAUUAAAUGAAAAAUAAAAAUAAAAUUUCCUUAAUUAGCUGUACACCAUGUAACAAAGAUUUAGUAUAAAAAUGAUUCCUGUAGACGUUAAUGUAACUAAGGUAACUUAAAAGAGUAGGGUUUUAGAGCUGGAGAUAAUUAUUUCUGUGGGAGUCCAUUUGAAAGUUCCAAAUAUGUAAAUCAACACAUCACACAAUUUGUGUCCUCCAGUGACAUUAACCAGCCUUAAUAUGUUGUACAAACAUCUUGGUGUUGAACUGAAUAUAUCUUGUACCAGGAACAGGUGUGUUACCUGACCAUUCAGUGUAUAAUACAGCCAUUCUAUAGUGAAAUAUUUCCUGCACUCAUUUGCCACCAUAGUUUUGUUUAGGAAGUGACACACCAUCUCUUAUCUCAAACUUCACACAUGAGUUUGGGGCAGUGGGGUAGCCUAGUGGUUAAAGCAUUUGCUCAUCACGACAAAGACCUGGGUUCAAUUCCCCACAUGGGUACAAUGUGUGAAAACCAUUUCUGGUGUCCCCUGCCAUGAUAUUGCUGGAAUAAUGCUAAAAGCGGCGUUAAACCAUACUCACUCACUCGCUCUCACAGGAGUUCUUUCACUCAUGAGCUUGUAAUCGUGGGAGGUUUGUCAUAAACCUACAUUCAAAAUAUCACCCUUGUCCGAGCGAGCCCUGGAUGUACAUAUUAGUUGAAUGAGAAAACUGAUACAGGAACUUUAGCGGGAAAAGAUGUUUCCAGGGUACUAAGACAGAUGAAGGGAGGUCUUUUGUCUACAAGAUAUUAUGGUUGUAUUUGAGACCGCAAGAGUCAAGUCAUUUACUGGUCAAUUUCAAUAAUGGAACAACAGUGUAUUUGAUUUUGAUUGGACGUCUAUUUGUAGCAUCAUUUCCUGUAAACUGUGGCAAAUGGGUCCUGGGUAUUUAUUGUAGAAUGGAGAAUUAGUACACUGGUCAGCCGAGAGUGAUUAUGAAGCUCAUUAUUGAUAUUAUGUGUAUAGGAUUAUGUAGUAGGGUUGCUUAUAGACACUAAAACUAUUUGUUGAUUAUCUUAGAAUGUGAACUCUGUCAACUUCACUUUGUGAUUUAUGUAGACACGUGUCACGGUGCAGUGUGCAUGAAAGUAACACUUAUGAAGCAGUGUGUAGACUACCCGUGACCAUCUCAUUAAUAUCAGAUCUUUUUCUUCAAUAUCAUGAUACCUGUCUGCAGAUCCGAGUAAAAGAUCAGAUUUUAAUGAGAUAUGUCAGAAGCUUCAUUAAUAUAGUGACAGAUGAUGUCAUGGGAAUAUUGUGUCUUAUUCUGCUUCUGAAAGAGGGGUGUAAAUCUACAACAUGUAUUUCUAUGUGUUUCUUAGUAUUGCUGCAUUAGAGGUGAAACGAUACAGCAACGUCACCACAUGAUACGCAUCACAAUCAAAAGGUCACGAUAUGAUAUGUAUCGCGAUAUGCAUAUUUACAUCAGAUCAUGUGGAAAUGUCUUGACUAUGAAUAUUUCAGAGCAGGUUCAAACGAAACUUAAAUACAACACAUUUUGCGAUGUUUGACUGACAAAAAUGCCCGUGGCGCGGGGUGUUCAACGAGCAGUAAUGUCGUUUAGCAAGCGUAUCAUCUUGUAUCGAUACAGAAAAAAAUGUAUCAUGUAUCAUAACAGCGCAUGAAAACUUACGAUGCACUGGUGUAUCGUUCCUCCUCUACACUGUCCUUGAGGGCAUUUAGUGAUGAGAGCUGGGCCUGUAAGCCUUGAUUUUAUGAGGGGAACUGGUCCACAAAUUUCAAUAUUUCAAGUCCAGCAUUAACACAUUUUUCCACACUGCCGUUCGAGAUAGACAUGAAAAAGAUGCAUAGAUCCACUUGAUGCUGGGUAACUAUACCUCCAAUAAUGAUCCAUGUUUAUCAAACAAUUUGUUUGAAAAUGUUUUGUCGUCCAUGAUAUGAUGAGCACGUGUCCCAGGUUGUUACAGUGUUGCUUUGUGUUGAUGUCAGCCACUGCAUCUGUAUAUUCCAUAUCACCAAGCAUCUCUAAGUCUCAGCAAACUGUGGACCAUCUGAGUCUCCUGGAGCAUUAUACAGGCGGAGGUCUCCACAAUAUGUUCCAAGUAUGUGAGAAUGAUGUAUGUAUGAGUGUGUGCAUGUAUGUUAGUUAUGCAAGAAAUUGUCUGCCACUGUAUACAGUAAAACCAUCUCUAAAAUUCAUGAUUUGUGUGUUUGGUGCGUGCGUGUGCUAGUUUUAUUAAGUGUGACAGAUUUUCUUCGUCGGUAUACUGACUCACGGUCCACAGAGCAUUCACAGCCUUACGACCUAUUGUAACUGUAGUCAAUUGUAGGUUCACGAAUGCUGCAGCAGUACGAAAGCUUUAUGGACUGGGGCCCAGGAUGUGUAGUUAAGAAAUAAUAGUUCAGGACCAAUCAUGGAAAAAUAUCCUUUAACUUUUCAAACGAUAGUUGCUAUCUCAUUAAGCUCUACGACUGUAGUUAAUUGUAGAUUACAAAUGCCGCAGCAGUAAGAACGCUUUUUGGACUGAAAUAAUAGUUCAGGACCAAUCAUGGAAAAAUAUCCUUAAACAUAUUAAAUAGUUGCAAUCUCACCAAAAUCAGAGCUUAGUGCUCAUACCGCUACAUAAAUGAUUUGUUGCGAAACAGAUAGAAACUAACAGCAGCAAUCCUCAAACAAGAUUUUAUAUUAUCUGGCUCUAAAAUUGACCAAUCGCACCUAUUUAACAUACUGUUGGUUUGUUUGGAGUUGUGAGAGAGAGAAUGUGUCUGUGAAGUGUGUUUUGAGACUAGAUCUGCAGUUUGCCCAUGUGCUAUAUUUGUCCUGUGUUGGUAUAUUUUGAAGUGUCUAUCUUGUUGUUCAUUCUAGCGGGGCAUAGGGAUCACAGUUCGAUAUCUGAAAACACGAGUGAUGCGACGUCAUAAAUGUUUAGGAGUAUUUCCUGUAGGUGUGGUUGUUUUCAGAUACUGAUGUUGGAAUCUCAUCCCUGUUUGUCUCUUGCAACUGUCUCGUACACCUUGUGGGAACUUGUAUUGCCAUGGUAACGUAUUAAUUAUGAGAGAAGAUUGUCAACUGAAGUUACCUGUGAUCUCGCAUCGGAUUAUCAGUUAUCAGUCAUAUAUCCUAAAGGGCGGAAAUUUCAGGGGGUAGAAAUUGGGGUGGAAAUGUGUUUGAGGGUGCUGAAAUUAGGGCUGAAUAUAGGUUUGGUUGGAAAUCGAGGGUGAGUUCGACAUAUGGAAAUCGAGGGUGGGCUGGGUCAAUACAUGAAAAUCGGGGAAAUGGGGUGGGGUGGGGUGGGGUGGAGUCGAUAUGUGAAAAUCGGGGAAAUGGAGUGGGGUCGGGUCAAUAUGUGGAAAUCGGGGAAGUGGUAUGGGGUGGGGUGGAGUCGAUAUGUGGAAAUCGGGGGAAUGGAGAGGGGUGGGGUGGGUCAAUAUGUGGAAAUCAGGGAAUUGAGUGGGGUGGGGUCAAUAUGUGGAAAUCAGGGUGGUUGCUCAGACAUGCCAGGGGAUUUGUUGCAGCAAAGAUAUUUUGGGAAAUCAUUAAAUAAAUGCAACAUUUGGGUUACAGUGGAAGUGACGGACAUUCAAUGUACACUUACCGAUCUGUACUUGAAGUCAGGGUUCAUGUAAAACAAUUUGUACAUUACUAUCAAUCCAUUUGUCCAAAUACAUACAUUUGCAAAAAAAUCAUUUGUCAUCAAUAUACCAGAUUUUCCUAGCUCAGCAGACUCUUAAUGGCAACAACCUUCCACAUUAUCUAGGGUCCACGGGGAUAACAAUUCCUAAUUCUUCUAGAGCUUGUUUGGUGUUUUUCGUCUUGUGGACACUGGUGAGUAGAUCCUGCAUGAUGACAAGAUGUACGAGUCAGCUGCAGAUUUCCUUUGUCGUACUGAUCAUCAGUAACGAAAUGUGGUGUUUGUUUUGCCAAAAUAAAUGUAUACAAAAACA